This is a messenger RNA of Rotaria sp. Silwood1, 1587 nucleotides long. The record is from the annotation of a GenBank genome assembly. NCBI's taxonomy places the organism in Eukaryota, Metazoa, Rotifera, Eurotatoria, Philodinida, Philodinidae.
AUGUUUAAGGCAGCAAUAGUUCUUGCCCAUCAAUAUAAUAUAACUUUCAGAGGAGAAUUCAUCGGAUGGCAAGCAGGGCAAUCUACUGGUGAUGGGAUAGAUGCUGUGAAUAUUGCUUGUGACGCAUUGUCUACUUCAAAUGUUGUUGGUAUCGUUGGUCCAUAUUUAUCAACUGAAGUUCAGACGAUUGGUCCUUUUGCUAAAAAAAUUGGUAUACCUGUUAUAUCAUAUUCUGCAACUGAUCCUGAUCUUUCCAAUCGAAAAAUUUAUCCAAAUUUUUAUCGUACAGUUCCAUCAGAUGAUAUAGCCGCAGCAGCUCUUGUGAAACUAUUCAUUCGAUUUAAUUGGACAUCAUGUACAAUAAUUUACCAAAAUGAUAGGUUUGGACUUGGUGGAGUCAGAAGUAUAAGUAACUCAUUUAAUGCAAGUGGCUUAACAGUUAAACGAACAGUUGAAUUUGACAUUGCUACACUAAGUAUUCGUGGUGAUUUGAAAGGUCUGUUAACUAAUGUUGCAACACGAGUUGUUGUUUUAUGGGCUAUAGCAGCUUAUACACCUUUAAUUUUGCAAGAAGCUCUAAAUUCUAAUGUAGUUGGUCCAUAUUUUACAUGGAUACUAAGCGCUACUAUUCCAUUAAAUUAUUUCAAUAAAACAUACCAUGAAAACUUAACUGGAAUACUUUCAAUUGAACCAGUUACAGGAUCAAUUAUCAAGGCAACCAUUAAUACAACAUUGUUAGAUGCAGCAUAUAGUAUAUGGCAAAAAUAUGAACCUGAAUCAUUUCCUGGAUCAAUGAAUGUAGAUUUUCAUGCAUUAUUUACAUUUGAUGCAACAUGGACAUUAAUUCAAUCAUUACAAAAAUUUUGUGCAUCACAAAUAAAUAAUUCUUCUUCAUGUUUAUCAUUUGUUGGAUCAUCAUAUUGUUUUAAUCGUCGAUUCAUUCAAUCUAAUGAAUUGUUAGAUGCAGUUACUGGAACAGAAUUUCUUGGUGUAUCUGGUCCUGUACGAUUUAGUUAUAAUGUAACAAAUCGCAUAACUGGUUUGUAUUAUUCUGCAAAAAAUGCUCAACCUUCUUCGAAUGGUUUGAAUUUUGUUCAUGUAUUAGAUUAUUCUUAUCCUGAUGAUUGGCGAAUACCUGCUCAAGAAAACAUUAUAGUAUGGCCAGGUAAUUCAUUAACAAAGCCCACUGAUCAAGCAAUUCUUAGGGGUGUAAAUUUACGAAUAGGCAUUACUGAGUCAAUUCCGUUUGUAAUAGUUGACAAUGUAACAGAUGCAUCUGGACAAACUAUAAUACAGUAUAGUGGCUAUGUACCAGAUCUUAUUGAUAUUUUACAAAGUAAAUUAGGAUUUAUUCCAAUUGUUCAAUUAGCACCAUCAAAUAUGACAUAUAAUGGAUUAAUUCAAGCAGUAAAAGACGGUAUUUAUGAUAUAGUGAUAGCUGAUAUAACUGUUACCGCUGCUCGAAGAGAGUUAGUAAGUUUUUCUAAUCCUAUAAUUGAUAAUUCUUUAUGUAUUAUAAUGCGACAAACACCUUAUAUUAGUAUAACAAUUCUAAUAAUAAGACGAGCAACAUAUAACAAUAUCUAA